Messenger RNA from Ochotona curzoniae (black-lipped pika), 763 nucleotides. RefSeq names its product calcyphosine (gene CAPS). Gene Ontology annotation, molecular function: calcium ion binding. Lineage: Eukaryota; Metazoa; Chordata; Mammalia; Lagomorpha; Ochotonidae. The coding region runs from base 97 to 666 and encodes 189 amino acids. Gene Ontology annotation, cellular component: vesicle. The record is from RefSeq and is a predicted model, not a curated record. The transcript has 5 exons.
GCCGCACGGGGCAGAGGACGCGGAGUGAGUGCAAAGAACAACAGACUGGACCGUGGGACACACACAGGCCAGCUGCCCACAGAUCCCCGAAGCAGUAUGGCCAUGGCGGACAUCAGCGUGGAGAAGCUCCGGGCACAGUGUCUGGCCCGCGGGGCUGCCGGCAUCCAGGGCCUGGCCAGGUUUUUUCGCCGCCUGGACCGGGACGGGAGCCGGUCCUUGGACGCAGGGGAGCUGCAGAGGGGCCUGGCCACGCUGGGGCUGGUGCUGACCGAGCCCGAGGCUGAGGCCGUGUGCAGACGCUGGGACCGUGACGGCAGCGGGACGCUCGACCUGGAGGAGUUCCUGCGGGCGCUGCGGCCCCCCAUGUCCCAGGCCCGGGAGGCGGUUGUUAGAGCUGCCUUCACCAAGCUGGACCGCAGUGGGGACGGAGUGGUGACGGUGGAUGACCUCCGGGGGGUGUACAGCGGCUGCGCCCACCCCAAGGUGCUCAGCGGGGAGUGGACAGAGGAAGAGGUGUUUCGCCGCUUCCUGGACAACUUUGACUCCUCGGAGAAGGACGGGCAGGUCACGCUAGCUGAGUUCCAAGAAUACUACAGUGGCCUGAGCGCCUCCGUGGACACGGACGAGGAGUUUGUGGCCAUGCUGACCAGCGCCUGGCGGCUGUGAGCGGCCCUCCUCCGCCCCACUCCUGCUUCCCGGGCAGGGGUGGGGGAGGUGGCUCUGAGGUCGCAGAACCUGCUCGGCCAGGUCCCCUGCGGGGCCA